CUAGUGGAAACAACAUGAUUAUGAGAACUCUUUUAGUGAUUUUAUUUGCAAACGUAGCGUUUUUCGCAGAGUCCUCCGAUGUGAUCGAACUCAGCGAUGACGAUUUCAAAUCCAGGACACAAGGAGAGGAUCUCAUGCUUGUAGAAUUCUUUGCACCAUGGUAAAAAUUUACAAAACGUUUCAGCUUACUGUCAUGUAGCGGAAACAACUUUCUAUUAGCUUUUUCAUCUGGUCUUACCACGUAAACGUAAAUUGUCUUUAUUCCUACUUCGUUGCACAUUACAGGUGUGGACACUGCAAGAGACUAGCUCCUGAGUACGAAGUCGCUGCCACUGAAUUGAAACAAAAUGAUCCACCAGUACCACUCGCCAAGGUAAGGUCUUCGAUCAGCUGUAGUUUCAGAUCUUAAAUUUUUAUUUCAUCCAUCGCCUGGCUUCACAUGUGGUCCUCUGUUCGUAAAAUACUAAUUGCUCUAAUUUUUCAAUCAUACUUAAGAUGAUUAUUAAGGCUGAAGUUUGUUUAGAAUUUUUUUAAAAUACCCUUGGACAGCUGAAUAAACUUCAAAGUGAUUUCAAAUUUGUGUUGGGUAAAGAGGGACGGGCCAUUAUUUAUUUGUGUCAGGUGAUGAUAGGGGGUAAGAAGUUAAGACUCUCCACUCAAAUCUUUGGUGUUCCACAAAUUUUAGCCUAAAAAUUGGCUCACCCCUAAGAUGGGUAUAUAGGAACUAGCCCUAAAAAACAGAUCCUAAGCUAACCUAUCCCAGACUAACUUUUAGCUGUAAGUGGUACUAUAGCAAUUCCCCUAUUGACGUAGCCUACUUCAGGGGUUCAGAUAGUGGAGAACAAGGUAAGCAAAGAAUAGAGAAUGUGUAAAUACAGUGUGCAAAGAAAGUAGUGUCCGUUAGCCCGGGGCUAGUGGAUUUUGCUAUCGGGCUAGUGAAUCCUGUUUUUAACUUGCCCGACGGGCAAGUGAUGUUUUUUGAGGAAUUCGAAUAACAGAAGAACUUUUAAAUCAAUUCUGCUCGUCAAAAAGUUUUUGGGGCUAGUUGAAAUGAUGUCUGGGCUAGUAAAUGCUAGCUUCAGCUUGCCCGAAUGGCAAGCUGUAAAAAUGAUUUUCUUUGCACCCUGAAAUAAAAAUGGGGGAUUGGGCAGAGCAAUGAGGGAUAGUCUCUCCAAUCAACUAUAUGAAUGCCUGGAACAGGCCAUUAUUAAUGAUACACUAAUCUAGACCAUAAUCCUUUGAGUUCCAUGGUGAGUUUUCACUCACAUGACCUGCAUCUAUUCAAAUUUUAUUGGAACAAAAGAACGUGUUCACAGAAGAAAAGAGUUCAACUUCCACAGGAUUGGUUUGGGACACCAACAUGACUUCCGAUUUAUGGUUUGAACACCUAUAUGGUCGCAGUGACGUCAUAUGAAAACGCUCUAUACCCUGUCCCAGGCGAAAUUGCUUUAAAAUCAUACCCUUUAUUUACAACAGCAGUCCUAUAUAGGCCCAUGUAUGAAUUAUGUCAUAGGUCAAAAUGAGAUUUAUCAGGGUAUUAACCCAGGUUGUUCCUCAAUUUCUUUUGUUUCCUUUUCAUUAAUAUUAGGGCUAGGAGACAAAGGGAACUGAGAUUUAAUUAUUUCCAAUCAGGGACACCUAACUUGGGUCACACAGCUCUGUUUGGGAGGGGGGUUUAUUGGGUUUGUUGGAAGCCCUGGGGUAUUUUCUAUGGUUUUGAUUUUUGCCUCCAUUCCAUUCUUCACAUCACUUGGAAUCUAGGGUACCCCCCAACUUUUGUUAGACUCUUCAGAAUUACAAAUUUUUAUCAUAGGUGGUCCUAGUCAGUAUCUGUCUAAAGGUAAACUAAGGUGACACUACAAGGGAUCACACAUGUUUGUACCAUAUACCUAUAUGUGAAAUCCAAGGUGACUUUCAGACCCAGAUUUUCUGCAUGCUGAAUUUCUGUGACAAAAAUAAAGACGUUUAGAUGUCUGUCUUUUUGCACGUUUAAGUUAUUCAUAAGGUAUUCAAUUAAGGUGUGAUGAAGAAAUUGUUGUAGCCAAUGUGUUGACUAAUGUUAUUGUAAAAGUUUAAUACUUUCAUUGUUGAAAAUUUAGGUGUGUUUUCACUUGUGUAAAUGCUCUGUAAGGCAAAGUGACUUAGCAAUUGAAGAGAAUCUUACAUUCAGUUUGUGUGAGACCAUUUUAUUGCUGAGCAGUGGUGGCUAGGAGACUUGAUAGUUCAGAUGUGUUAGCUACUAAAAAAUCCUUUGUAUUGUGUUACACUGUAAAGAAACAAUAUAUAUCACCCUCUCAGGUUGACUGUACAGAGAGUGGAAAAGAAACUUGCAGCAAACAUGGUGUUAGUGGGUACCCAACACUAAAAAUUUUCCGUAAUGGAGAGGUGUCCAAGGAUUAUGAUGGUCCAAGGGAAGCAAGUAAGUUAACCCAUUCCCCCCUGAAUGGCCAAUACCCGUCCCACCAGUGCUGAUCCAUGUCCCUUGUACCGCUUGUGACAUCAUCAGUAAUGGUCAAGGACCAUUUUGUCAUCUAACUUGUGAAGGGCAAAAAGAACUUUUUAAAACCAGUUCAGAAUGAACAUGAUUCAGCCAAGACCAGAGGAAAAAGCAAAAAACUAUAGAUGUAAAUUUAACCCCAAAAAUUGGCAAUCAAAAUCUUGUUCCUCUACCCACUCGCAGUCCCCAGUGUCUCUACUUAGGGGAGUUUCAUCUGUGGAUAUGGCACACAGUUUUUAAUGUGGCUAAAUAUCAUUUAGGCAAAGUUAAACUUGAGCGAGCUGGCUAGCGGUCUUCUCCCACUUCAGUAUGUGACCUAUGGGGCAGCCCGUGGGGAAUUGCAGGGUUCCUUAUGUACCCUUUUGUUAGUGUUGCUUUGCAUUGUAACUUUGCUUACUGAUCGUAGCGGAUCAAUUUUUUGCCUACUUGCGAAUCAUUGCGGAUUCUUCCCGUCUUCGCCGUUGCUUACUAUCACAGUAUCAAGUCAUCUUUUGAAUGUGUUGAGGAUGGAAUCUCAAAGCAGUUGACUUAUUUAUUUUUAUGCUUACAAUAAUUGCAAUCCCCAAGAAGUAAUGAGCUCAACAUUUUGAGCUCAGACAGUGACACUAUGGUUAGAAAUUAUUUUGUUUAACAUGGUUCACCAACCUGGAACACCACAUUCAUUAUUGGAUCAUGCUUGUUGAAUCGAAGAAGCCCUUGAUAAGAGUGAAAGCUCCCGUAGGCUUUGCUUGAACAUAAAUUCUGCUAAAUUUGACCAGGCAUGUUCAGCUGUAGGAACAUAGCGUACUCAAAUUACACAGAAUAACACCUAGUCUUGUUGUUCUGCUGUUUGCCACGUAGUAGAAAAUUUGUAAAAUAAUACACCUUUUUGCUUACAUGUUUUGUUUGUUUUCUAGAGGGUAUAGUUUCGUACAUGAAAAAGCAGGCUGGACCCAGUUCCAAAGGUUAGUAUUAAAAGGUUUCAACAACCCUUUUUAAUUAGGGUUAAAAGACAACUUCAUGAUCCAAGGCGUGGUUGAGAUGGCCACCAAAAUACCAUAAUACUCUCAACUUGCCAUUUUUGUAGAGCUUCAUGUAAACCUAACAUUUGCAUUAUCUUUUGUUCUCAGCUUUGCCGCAACUGCAGGUGCAAUUUCUGAUUUCCAAAAAUCAGUGUGCAAAGAAAGUAGUGUCGGAUAGCCCGGGGCUGGGUGCUUCUUAACUUUUUCUGCCUUUAGGAUGGGCGCUAAUUCGAGGUUGGGUACUAAUUCGAAUACGGUAUGCAAAUGGUCAAAAAACUGACUCAAUUUGUUCACAAAAGAUGAUGCAAAAGUUUACAUGAAGCACUUGUCUACCUAUUUGCAGGGUUGUCAAAAUGAUUUGAAGUAGCCGGAGAACGAAAGUGAGUAGGCGGCACUGGGGGCCGGAGGCCACCCAGGAGGCGAGGGGUCUGGGGGCCGCCUAGGCCCCCAGCGGGGUACAGGGGCAGCGCCCUGUUUGGGGUCCAGGGGGCGAAGCCCCCGGAAGCAAAACGGAUUUGAGGUUUUCGCGCUAGCUGAAAUUGGCUCUCCCGAGAGCAAUGCUAACAAUCCUGAGUAUUUUGAAUGAACAUCAUCAAUUUUUUUUUUAUUCCCCAUUUCAUUAUUCUCUUAGAUGCCAUAUCCUAGUACAUGUUAGGUCCAUAUUUGUUUGUUUACAAUAAUAAUGUUUACUAUUUCUCAGAUCUUUUUAAUGAUAACAGAUUAAGAGUGACAAAAUUACCCUCAGCAAUGCCGCCGUCACGCAAAGCAAAGGAAAAAACAGACGAAAAUCACCGGGAAGAAAAAACUUACUGUUGGUCAACAAACUCACCUUCACUUCUUGCUCUUUUGCUAAAAAGGUUGACCAGAGAGGACUGUCGUUUAGCCAUUUUCUCAUACAAACUCCGAAUAUACAAGUUUCCCAAGACCACAUGUGGAUUGAGCAAGUGUAAUAGGAUACCAAGAGCGGGAAUUUUUAUUUGUUGCCUUUGGCUGCAUUGCGUUAUCGGCAAGUGCGCAACUUUGAUGUAGAAUUAGAAAUACUUUUCUUACGGGCGAUUUUCUGUAUAAGAAUGAAGUUUCAGACAACUUUCCUUGGAAGAUACAUCACAACAAAUUUUAUUUCUGCACAUGUAUCAUGCACGACUCUUUUAUUGGCAUCAAUCCAUGAAAGAAAAGAAAAUGAUGUUCUACACGUCUGACAAAUUAACCAACGUUUUCGAAUGCGCCAUGUUUGUCAGCCAAUUUAAUACAUCGUAUUACAUUUGAUUCGAUUUCAAACGCAAACUCGUACCAGAUGAGUGCGAAAACCACUCGAAAGCUUUCGCGUGUCUUUUAUUCUUCAUUGUCAACGAAGGAAAGACUAUGUAAACAAACCCAUCGCAUGCAUCAACGCUAUUUUUAUUCGCUUCGUGGUAUCAUAUUACGGCUACAGAAAGAAGUAAUCGGGAGCAGAUUAGAAAACACGUUUCAAAAUCAUGAAAAAGAACAUUCAGGACAUGAUGAAAACAAUUUCUUUUUCUAUUCUAUUUUCUACUUUACAACUUUUUUUUAAUCCUCUAUUUUUCCCUUUUCCCCAGCAAUUUACAGCCGGCGAAAACCUCAGAGUAGCCGGCGAUAGCGCCGGUCGCCGGCGCAUUUUGACAACCCUGUAUUUGAUAAUUUGAGAAUAAUAAUUAUUAUUGUUAUGGUAGUUUUAAAUCAGGCACUUUCAUUGAAUUCUACAAGUGCUCCUUGGAUUUGAAGAAUAGCCCCAAAUUUGUUUGUCCUUUUGAUGUUUUUGGUUACUGUAAUCCCAUCUUGCAUGAUCCUCUGAGCCCUUAGGCCUGAGUGAUAGCGGAGCUCUCGCACGUGCAGUGGAGCAUCAUGGGUAAGAAAACUUUGAUAUUUCUGCAUCCAAGAAAUUUUGGUUCUAACAAAAUCAUCUGUACACAGUACGUACGUACGUCCCCCCCUUCAUGUAAGCCGGAUUUAAAUUUUGCAUUUCAAGUACCUGAGCUUUUCGGUGGUAAAUCGCUUAGCCACCCAGAGUUUUAGAGAAAAAACAACAACAACAAAGCCGAUUCUUUCUUUCAAAUUAAUUUUUACAUUGACAUGGAUAACAGAGAAAGGGCUAGAGCGAGAGAUAAAAAACAAAGGAGACCAAUUUCGUCAUAAGAGUAACAUGAACAUUUUAUAGCGGCAGUAAGAAAGUGAGAAAUGCUAACGGCCCCCAAGGUGAAAAUGAGUGGAAGCGAAGAAAAAAGUGAACAGGAACACAUACAACAUUUCCUGAAUAAAACAUGUAACUAGGAAGUUUAUGGAAGCCACAUUGUAGUUGUGCAAAACAAUGCAUGGUGCAAAGAAAGUCACAUUUAUAGCCUGCCAUUCAGGCAAGCUGAAGCUAACAUUUACUAGCCCAAACAUCAUUUCAACUAGCCCCAAAAACGUUUUGAUGAGCAGAUUGAUUUCGCAGUUCCUCUUUAAUUUGGAUUCCUCAAAAAACUUCACUUGCCUGUCGGGCAAGUUAUAACAGAAUUCACUGGCCCGAUAGCAAAACCCACUAGCCCCGGGCUAUCGGACUCUACUUUCUAUGCACGAAAUGUACCAAAAAAAAUCUGCAAAGUUGUUGUUGUUAUUUUUUUCUAAUUAAAAAAAAAGUGUUCUGCACUUGCAAAGUUUUUUUUGGCUAAUUAGACCUUCUGAUUUUUUUGGCUGUUUUCGUUGCCUUCGCUGCUUGGCAUUACACGAUUUUAUAUUUUGUUUGAGUAAACUAUAGAUAUAAACAAGAGCUUCGCUUUUAGCCCUGGCUAAAUCUAUAUAUUACUUAUUUUGCAUGUAUGUUGUGUAACCACAGUCUCAAAAAGAACUUGAGUUCAAGCUUGUCCUUUGCGCAAGCAGCUCUUCCAUUUUGCUUGCCUGGGGCAGCUUCUUGCUUGUCUUAGUUAAUGAUUUAGUUGGAGGAUGACUCACCUGAACCCUUGCUCAUUGGGCAGCAAGUAAGCUUCAAAAGUUACUUGCUCAGCAAUCGACCUGUCCCAGACAAUUGGACAGGACUUUUGCUGUAACUAGUUUGCAUUUAUUUGUUUAUUUUACAUUUGACUGUUUUAAUUCCAUAGAAAUGAUGGAUAUGGAAAGUAUGAAGAAGAAAAUGGAUGGUUCUGACCUUGCUAUGAUUACUGGUGAGUAGGCUUCUUUUCAUAAACAUGAUAAAGGUCCAAGUGUACAGUUUAACUUGCUUUAUUUCAGUAAAAGAAUUUCUGGUAAGUUUUCUGUUUUUGUGUAUUAUUUAAAGGAUUCUUUGACAAGAAUGAGGAUCUGCGCACAGAAUUUAUGAAAGUUGCUAAUGACUACCGAGAACGUUACACUUUCCUACAUACAACAAGUGAGGAGAUCAUAACAGAAAUGGGACACAAAGAGUAAGUUUCUCUUUAUGUUCAUGUUUUUCUUUGCUACAUGCAUAGCAUUACUAGAGCAUUGCUAGCAGUGCUAUAAUUAUGAAGUUACAAAUAUAUGAAAAUCAUAUAUGAGAACUGUGGGGUGAAGAAUUAUAUGAAAGAUCAUCGCAGUUAUAGACACAACUUUUGCAUUUGUGGAAAGAAAUAUCUGAUUUUCAUAGGUUCAUAACUUGGUCAUCAUCCUUUUAUGGGUUUAUAUGAACCAAUUCAACAACCUGUUUCUGGUUGGCUUAUUAGCUCAAUAUCUGUAGAGCGCUGCACCGGUAUCGCAAAGGUCAAGGGUUCGAAUCCGGUACAAGCCUGAAUUUUUUUUGCCUUCUUUUCGCAACUGCAAAAGUUGUGUCUUUUACUGCAAUGAUCUUCUUUCAUAUAGCGCUAUAAUUAAGAAUACUGCUUUUAGAAUGUCAGAUUGACUAAAAAUGAAUGAUACAUUAUUUAAAUACAUUAGCAAAUACAGAUCUUAUAAAUUUUAGAAUUACAGUCAAAAUACUGUAUGUAAUGCUGAGGUUUGAUUGUCAAGGUCAAGCACUUGCCUUGAUGGAUGGCCAUCUUGGUUUGAUUUCAUGAUUUAUGUACUGAGGGGUUAUACGCUCUUAGGAAGGGUACAUAUGUCCCUAGUCUGAAUUUCAGAUAUGGUAGUUUCUCAUUUUGAGGAGUAGGCCAUGUCUCUGUUGGUAUUUUACCCAUUUUUAUGUCGUCGCCAUUUCAUCUGUCUUAUGUAGCUGUUUCAAGGCCAUGUUGCUUGUCAGAGUUUUACCUGAGCAGGGCCUUUAGAAUGGGCAUUGGGAUUUAUAGUGGUGUGGAAAGGGGUGCUAGAAAAGUCAGGGAACUGUCCGUUCGCGUAAUUAUUUCUGUGGCAGUUAUGAUAGCUCUUGUUUAACGAUGCACAUUUAUUUUAGCCUUUGUUGUGCUUUUAAAUAGGACUAUAGAGUUUGGGGGUCUGUCUUCAGAUUAACUGUCUGGUUACAAGGCCCAAGCAUUAUCAAUUUUGGACUCGUUUUUUUGUUAACUGGGACUCAUUGGUUCUGGACUGGAACUCAUGAUUUUUUAUAAGAUGAGUCCCAGGACUCACCAUAACUAUUUGUAAUUAAAUCACUGAGCAAUCCGAUUUUUCUUAGUUGAUGAUGUUUGGAAAUCAAAUGGGAAGUUUUAAUUCUUGUGAGUGAUUCGAGGUUUAAAAGUUAAUAGAAGUAAUGUUACAACUGUGAAGGUAAUGCAGGGUUUGCAAAUUUUAUUGAUGAGUGGAGUCAGUGUGACUUCUACUUCACAAAUUUUGGAGUCAUUUUGGAAUAUUUGGAGUCAAGUAUCACAACGAAAAAAGCCAUGAGGGAGGGAUACACGAAGUAGCCGUAGCGGUCCGCUGACCUGGAAAGCUCAAAUCCAUGAUGGCGGUCAUCGAGUAAACUUUGAUUGUAAUUUACCCUCUUCCUGUUUUGUCGUGCAGUAUAAUUCUUUAAUUUCGAUGAUUUAAUUAAGGUUUACAACGUUUACAAUUAACGUGAAUUGUAUUUGUUGUGAAAAAGGUAAGGACAAAACUGUGCUUGUUACCGCAAAUUUCUGGAGUCGAAGUGGCUCCCUGUUUGUUACCGAAAUUUCUGGAGUCGAAGUGACUCCCUCUGCAACCUCCGUGGAGUCAUCUGAACAAUUUUGGCGUAAAAUACGCCAAAUUUGGCGUAUUUGCGAACCCUGGUAAUGUCUAUGACAAAAUUAAUAUUAUCUGUUUACCUUUCAGCGAGAUUGUGAUUUUCCGCCCAAAGCACCUUCACACUAAGCUUGAACCAAGCAAAGAAGUUUAUACUGGAAUACCAGAGGCUUUUACCAUCAAAAAGUUUAUUGAUGCAACUGUUCAUGGACUUGUUGGACACAUGACUCAAGACAACAGUGAUCAGUUCAAGAAGCCUUUAUGUGUUGUCUAUUAUGAUGUUGACUAUAAACUCAAUGCUAAAGGUAAGUUUUCAAACAGAGCAUAGUUCAAGUGACAAGGCGUGGAAGUGACACUGUUGUUUACACAGACAGUUUCUUGGGGUUCCAGACAAAUAUAAUCAUUAUAUGCUAUCAAGGAGGGCUCAGAGUUACUUUGCAUUUGCUCUUUUAUCUGAGCAAUCAAAGCAUUAAGUCCAGUCUAACAUCAUCACCAUCAUCAUCAUCAUCAUCAUCAUCAUCAUCAUCAUCUGGGCAGGAGCAGUCUAACAGUCAAAAUAUUUCCACUAGAUUUUCGCAGCAAUGUCAUGAGCUAGUGUUAUGACAUUUUCCCAACAAUGAGAUUGUUUGACAGCUCCCACAGCAAAUGCUAAAUAUGUUUACUCCCUAAUUUUCAUUUGUGACAAUAAACGUGGUUAAAGGCUGUCUGAGUGUUCAUGUCCUUCAUUUGAUUUAUUGCAAGGUGUUCUAGGGUGUUCCAUCGUAGGGUUUGAAAAUGAAAAAAUACUUGAACUUUAGCUUGUUCAUUAGGCAAGCAGCUCUCAGUUGCUGCUUGUUUUGGAACCAUUUAUUGCUUCUUAUUGAUUCAUUUAGAAUGUGAAUUUCCAGGACCUUUGCCAUGUGGCAAGUGAGCUUUAAGUUAGUUGAUUGCCCAGUAAGAAAAUAAGGAUCAUAAUAAUUAUAUGUUUCCGGAAGUGCGUAAACCCCGAUGUCUGUUUCAAUGAGCGAAUUGUAAACAAUGGCUGUAGUUGCAUUUCACUCAGAUUUCAGAUCAAAGUUCCGCAAUACACAGCGACUCACUACAUACUAGUAACAACUGAAACAACUGAACAGCAUGGAAAUUUUGAUUUAUUUCAUUUUAAAUAUGGUCAAAUGUGACUGGUCAGCAUGACCGGCAAGACAAAAGGUUGACCAGUCAACUCCCCAAUCAGUCCGGACAUUGUCCAUUGACUGGACGUUAUUUCGAGCCCUUUUUCUGGGAAACUGCCCACGUACCCCUCCCCUAAGCCUACAUUAACACUUACUUCUCACUUUGGGCAAAAUGUUGGCCUUGGGAAGGGGUAGGUGGGCAGUUUCCCAGAAACAAAAUCUUUUGGUCUCAGAGUACUGGGCUCAGCUUUUUUUAGCUCUACAGAGUUCCUAGGUUUUAAGCAAGCAAUCAAUCAAUCUUUAUUUGUACUCACUCUUGCUCAAAAAUAUAUUACAAUAAUGAAAAUAUUAGAAGUAGAAAUUAGAGUACUGGCUGCCUGGAAUAACCAUGGGGUUAGCAGAGCCAGGCAGCCAGUUGACAUCAGCAUUAAAUAAAAUCAAAUUACAUGUCAGCAAGAAAACUGAAGCACAAAUGCACACAUAAAAAGAAAAAGAGCAAAAAAAAAAAAAAGAGGAGAAGAGGAAAAACGCUAUUUCUAUGCUAUGAAGGAAGUCUAAAAUAGUUAAAUUUAUAAAUGAAUACUAAACAACAUAAGUGGCCAACAUAUACUUCAGAGCUGUUGCUCAUACUGCCUGACGAGGCUGUUCUGGUGUAUGGGAACAGAAGUUGCCAGCAUCAGAAGGUAUUAGUUAGAACAGGACCCAGGUAUUACUGCUGGCUAUGCCACAGGUGGUUUACGAGAACAAGGCUUACACAUCUUAGUCAUCUCAUUAUUUAUUGGUCAUUUUUGCUAAUUAUAUGCUAUGUUAUAUAUUCUACCUCUUGUGCAUUGCAGGAACUAAUUACUGGCGAAACCGUGUAAUAAAAGUUGCUAGGGAGUUUAAAGAAAAAGUUCUCAACUUUGCCAUAGCGUCUAAAGGAGAUUUUUCACGAAUUUUGAGCGACAUUGGUUCCAAAAGUGAGGACCAACAUGCUGUGCUUAUUACAAGUGAUGAUGAAAGUAAAUAUGUCAUGAAAGAAACCUUCAGGUACAGUAUCAAACAUAAGGGCACUUUUAAUAAAAAUAACAAGCUUUGAGAAUAACAAUAUGCGAUAAUAUGCUUUGAGAACAAACUUGGUCAAGCACAGCGUAUAUAAGACAUCUGAGACACUGCUGUACAGAUUGUGCAGUGAAUCCACCAAUACAGUAAUAUGACAUAUUGUCAGUGGAUGCUUGCGCAGAAGGAAUAUGGGAAGGGCCACAAAAUGGUGGCUCUACGGGUACAUUGGGAGCUAUGCAGGAAGUAUGGAUUACAGUGUACCAACACUUACCAGUGGCAGAGUAUGGAGAAGUGAGGAUAACUUGGGAUAUGGCUAUCUUUAUGGACAAGCAACUGAAGCACAAUUGUCCAGAUUCUACUGUUGUACAUAAAGACAUAGUUACAGGAGUGAACACUUAUUGACAUUGCUGUGCCAGCAGAUGAAAGUAUCCUUACUACUAAGGAGGAAAAGGUGAAAAAGUAUCAAGACCUAGCUCUUGAAAUUUAAAAACUCCACAAAGCCUUGAGAGUGACAGUAAUACCCUUCUUGAUUAGUGUGCUUGAAACUAUCUCAAAGAAUACAAUGGCCUGGUAUGGGAAGUUGAGUCUACCGGCCAUUUUUGGAAGUGCCCAGUUGUCAGCCAUCUCUGGUACUGUUCAUGUCUUGCUGAAAGUGUUGUUUCUCUGAGCUGCAGGAAUGUUGCUGAGACAUGGCUGAGAUUACCCAGAAAAUAACAAAGAACUAGAUCAGAGAGGAUCACACAACAGUAAUAAUAAUAAUAAUAACAAUAAUAAUAAUAAUGGAAACUUUAUUUGUGUUUUUGAAUGUACAAUAAUUAUUGUAAAUCUCGCUCUGUAUAGGCAAUUUACAAAUACUGCCUGAGAUUGGAUUAUUCCAAAAAAAAAAAAAGAAGAAAAGAAAAUCAAAAUUGCAUUAAGUCUGGGCUAUCCCAAUUAACGACAAUAAUAAUAAUAAUAAUAAUAAUAAUAUUAGCGGUAUAAUAUGUGCUCUGGGGUAGGACAGGCUGGUGCUCUAGCUUAACCUACCAUAGUCUGAUGGUGAUGCCUUUAGCAAGCAUCAGUAACCCCAAAGCCCAAAGCCACCCUCGUUAAAGUUAAGAGAAGAAGAAGAAGAAGAAGUUAGCGUAUUGGGAAAAGUUGGUGACAUUUGGAGUGAUUCAAUGAUAAAUGGUGACUGUGAUUUGUCUUAAGAGGAUAAGACAAUUCUUGACGAAAUAAAAAAAGAGGAGAUUUAGCCACUGACAGGAUUGUCUUUAAGAAACUAGAAAAGAAGAGGCUAAAGGAAGUUACACUCAAAGAAGACAGAAUAGUAAAAAACAGCAACACAGCAAACAUGAGUGAAACUAAUAACCUGAUCUAAACAACAAGUUUAUGGGUGGCAAGACAACUGGGACUAAGGAAAUCAAUAAUUAAUUAUUUCAAUUGGUGGGUGAAGGAAUGCAGUGCCACAGGUUUCCCCUUGAAAUGACGUCUGAGAAACGAGCGCAGAAAUUCCAUACUGAUGACAUGUCACUACUCAUAUAUGGGUUGUGCUUCUGAUUUGUUAAAACGAAUUUCCCCACGUGGCAUGACCAAUCUAAAGCACUUCGCAGAACAAGGUGUUUAAAAAAGAGAGCCUGAUACCCAUUUUUUUUUACCAUUUUCAUCACAACAUGUUGGUUCCAUUUGAGCAACUGGGCCCAGUUGUUCGAAGGCUGAUUAGUGCUAACCCAGGUUUAAAAUCCAAAUUCAGGUUGCUUCUCUUUUUUCUUUUGUCCAAAAGCAUUAAAUUUUUUUGGAUAAUUAUUUGGCUCUAUUUUUUUAGAUCAUCCCAUCACCAAAGUUUAGUAACAAACAAUUAAACUGAAAUUGCUGUUUAAGCUUUCAUAUCUUAAUUCAAAUUUCACAUUAACCCUGUUGCAAGGUUCGGUUUAAUACAUUUUUCUGCCACAUUACAAGAUCUCCAUUACUUUGCCAAAUUAAGUGCUGGUGAAUGUAGUGAAUGUAGUUUUGGUUUUGUAAAGUCAUUUUCGAGAGCUUCUUUGUAUUUUUCUACAUCAAUGAGCUUCACUAGGAGCCUAAUUUUCCCUGUUGUCAUUGAUUUCUAGUGUGGAUACCUUUAGAGAAUUCUUGCAGCAGUACUUUGCUGGAAAGCUUGAACCGUAUAUCAAAUCAGAGGCUGUUCCAGAAGAAAAUGAUGGGCCAGUUAAGGUAUUUACUGGUAAAGGUCUAAACUUUGCAGUGCUAAAUGUCUACCAUAAUCAGAAGAAAAUAGAGAUCUUAUGAGAGAAGGUGAUCCUGCAGCUCGCAGAAGCCCUCGAGGGAUCCGGAAUUGGUUUGCAAACACUUGGGAAAACAAAAAACAAGCUAUAUUAACAAUGGAACCUAGCCUGAAAACAAAGGAGCUAGCUGCGACCUAUAGGGGUCCCAUUAAAUUAGAGGUUCUGAAGAGCUGCAAGGCUACUGCAAGACAACGAAACUUUUGCUUAUUCACUGAAAUCUUAAUGAGGGCUUAAACAAUCUAACGGCCAAUUCACACAGGAUGUUGGGAGAUAACUUAAGUGGGUUCUUGCUAUUGAAUAGUACAGCAUUAUAAAAAAAUUAGUAUAAACGAUCUUAUUCUCCUUCUGGCAUAGAGAGAAAUGAUGGCAAAUUAAGACUAAUAAAAGUUAGAUAUUCGGUUAUUUUUUUAAUAAUAAAACUAACUUUAAGGGUUUUUUUUUUGUGAGUUUAUUGAUAUUAUACACUAUAAGGUUUUACCGAUCUGAUUCAUUUUGCCUCGUGUCUGAGUCAUAAAACAAAUUAUUGAAGUGUAUAAAGUAUUAUUUAAAACAACUGUAUCUUUAGGUCUUUUUCAUAGAAUCAGAUUGGGUCUGUUUUAAUGUUUUCUUCAUUUUCUCUUGUCUAUGCAUCAGGUUGUUGUUGGUAAAACAUUCAAUGAGAUCGUUAAUGACCCAACUAAGGAUGUGUUGAUUGAGUUUUACGCACCGUGGUGUGGCCAUUGUAAGAGCUUGGAACCCAUCUACAAAGAGCUUGGAGAGAAGGUGGGUUACUAGUGUCGUUUUUGUUUUGUUUUGCUUUGAAUUUUUAACCUUGUGCGGAUAAUCAAUAAUCAAUCAAUCGCUAUUGAUGAAUUAGUAAUAUAAGCCGAGAAAUUUUGGAGGUUUGAUUGGUUAAUUGGGGGUUCCUCAUGUUGCUUGCAAUCCUAAUCUCCAGGUUGGUAUUACGCAUGCUUUUUAUGUAUGUAGCCAGCCUUCGUUUGCACUUCCACAAAGAAUGAGUGGAAUGCACAGAACGCAAUUUGAUCACGCGCGUUUGGACCUUCUAUCACUCGUCAUCUGAUCACUUCUGUUUUGAGUAUCUCUCACGUGAGACUUAGCAAAGCACAGUGAUGGAGCAAAAGCGUUUUGACCUUCGAUCGUUGUCGCCCGCACUUCGUAACUUUUGGUUAUUACUAGUAGUAUAAUGGUAUUUCAGCGUAAUAGUACGUGGUAUAACAGCAAAAACAGAUGGCAUAACUUGGUUACCAUGACAACAACAUAAGCACGAUAGUAUGUUUUUUUCCAAAAUGUGUCGGUCUAGCCUGUGUACAGUCACUCCCUGAUUUUGUUUGAGGGGUGGGGGUGGUUUUACACAGGCAAAUAGCGGCCUGGUUGCCAGCGAAUGUUGGGGCCGAAAUAGAAGGCAGUAAACAAAUUGUGGUCAAAAACUUCUAAGAGGUGGAUGAAUAUUUGGAAAUUGGAAGAAAAAUUGGAACUUAAAAAUCGCAGCCCGGUCAGCCUUGCUUUAUUAGAUUUAUAAAGUCACUCGUUAAAUUUUUAUUUUUCUUUGUGAUUUAUUAAUGUGGAGUUUCUGAAUUUUAGCUGAAAGAUGUCAAAGACAUUGUUAUAGCCAAGAUGGACGCUACAGCAAAUGACGUUCCACCCCCUUUUAAAGUAUCAGGGUGAGUUACAGAAAUGAAUACAGUCAAAUCUCUCAAAGACGGACAACUACGGGACCGGCUCUGACUGCCCGUCUUGUAGAGGUGUCCAGUUUAUCGAGAGUCGAGGUAACGUGACACAAUUCUGAGAAGCUAAAGCUGAACCCAUUCGCAAGGAAUACAAAUCUGCCUUAAACUUGUGCAAAACUGCAAAAUCUGGACCACUGUAAAAAAAGAAGUGGAAUCAUUGUCUCAUUUUGCAAUCAGACAUUGAUUUCGGCCUCCUUCGUGGUCUAAAAGCGUAACAGUAUACGCUCUGUUAUCUGGAGCAACACUACAAAAUAUUAAAAAGAUUUGCAGUUUACUCAGCUGUCAUGUAGAGCACGUACAUUUUGAAGGUCAGGGUUCCAAUUUUUGCAAGCCUGAAUUUUUUCAGCCUUUCUUUUCGCAACUGCAUAAGUUGUGCCUUAAACUACGACGACUGAUCUUCUGUGCGUUUAUUCAAGCGUACUCAUACUAACCACACAACCAGAACCCCUUGAUUUCCUCAGACGAUUGGUUAGCUCUCGAAAUGUCAAAAAGCCGAGAGCCGCAGUGGGAAAAGCGAAUGAUUUUUUUGUUAAUUGAUUGUUUCGAAUUGAUUUUUUUAUUAAUUGAUUUUUUUUUGUUUUGUGUUUCAACAGGUUUCCAACGCUAUACUUCGCUCCAAUGAACAGCAAGGGUGAACCGAAGAAGUACCAGGGCGGAAGAGAUGUAGAUUCAUUUGUGGAGUACCUCACACGUGAAGCCACAAACUCGUUUGAACUUCCCACUACCGACAAGAAGAAGAAGAAGAAAAAGUCAAAGAAGGAGAAAGAUGAAUUGUAAACUAGGAAAGCAAUUUUUUUAAAGAAAGAAAACUAGAUUAAACCGCAAAUUUUGUCUUAAAUGAGUUUUCUAUUCGAAACGGAUUUUUUCUGUGUUGUGAAUAUCAGUGACCCGAAUGUGGUUUGAUGACCUAGAAUGCUUUGCCGUUGUGCUGUUCCGUCUUUGAAUCUCGCUUUCGGCGGUAUCCACACCUAAUAUUUAUGGAUUUAGCCCGCACAUUUUUCUGGUCUACCGCAUUCUUGGCUUAAUAAGCCAACUAACCAAACAAACAACACGUUCAAUCUGUUACUUGCGGCUCCCAGCUCAGAAACUCGAAUAAAAUAACUGGAUUGGCGAGGCAAAAUAUAGCAACAGAAGCCAUACUUCAUGUGACAAGUGUUCCAAAUUGCUAGAUAAAUAGGGUAUAAGGAUAAUUGUUUUGAUAGUUACUGCAAUAAAUGGGUGCUUUUGAAUGUGUUUUUUUUUUCUCAUGGUUAUUCGUCUUUGAAGCAUACAAGCGCAUAAUAACCGUAAGUAGGGUGUGUUCGACGAAUAUCAGGCAAACAAAAGUGAUUCAAAAUGACGUCAGUAAACA
This is a messenger RNA of Porites evermanni, 16102 nucleotides long. The record is from the annotation of a GenBank genome assembly. NCBI's taxonomy places the organism in Eukaryota, Metazoa, Cnidaria, Anthozoa, Scleractinia, Poritidae.